Molecule: messenger RNA, 324 nt
Organism: Monoraphidium neglectum
Lineage: Eukaryota; Viridiplantae; Chlorophyta; Chlorophyceae; Sphaeropleales; Selenastraceae
Exons: 4
Coding region: 1-324 (107 amino acids)
Source: RefSeq, a predicted model, not a curated record
AUGUCAUUUACCGGCAUCACCGCGGCGGAGCUGCGCGAGCAGAAGGAGCGCCAGGACGCGUGCGUCAACAAGGCGCUCACAGAGGGCAGCAAGACGGCGGCGCUGGUUGGGGGGGUGUCGGGCGGCCUGUCGUGGCUCAUGAAGCGCUUCUCAGAGGCCUACAGGCUCAAAUUCACCUCCGGGCCCCGCACAGCCGUCGUCGUGAUGCCGGUGUUCAGUGCCUUUUGGUUUGUGAGUGAGAAGCAUGUCAUCCAGUGCAACGCCAAGCGCGACAGCAGGUGGCAGUCACUGGACCGGGUCAACGGGUACGACCGCACCAUCUGA